Messenger RNA from Scutellospora calospora, 655 nucleotides. NCBI's taxonomy places the organism in Eukaryota, Fungi, Glomeromycota, Glomeromycetes, Diversisporales, Gigasporaceae. The record is from the annotation of a GenBank genome assembly.
AUGACUGAAAAAACAGAUAUCGAUCUUGAAAAUAUUCAUCCUGAUUAUGAAUUCGGAAAGAGAAAUUUUAUGGAUAAAGCUAAAGCAGGUCGACUUAAGCUUUUGAAAUAUCUUAGAAACCAUAAUGUUUUAUGUGUAUUUUUAGAUGGGAUGAUUGGUUCUUCUAUUAUAGGACGUUAUGGAAAAAUACAUUUUAUAAUUUUGAUUAGACAUUGGAGUGAAUGUUCGAGAAGUUCUGGAACUUUUAGAUUUGAAAAAUUUAUGAAAAGUAUUGAUGAGAUUCAUCCAGAAUUUAUAAAGAUUUAUUUUUGUACUCUUGAAGAAAACAAAAAUAUUCAUAAAGAUAUUGAAAAAUAUAAUAAAAAAUAUGAAAAAACAAUGUUAUAUUAUUUCGAUACUCUAGAAAAUAUCUUGGAAAAUUUAAAAGAAUUAAAUAACGGUGAAGAAUUUAACCCAAUAGUAAAAUCAUAUGAUAUACCUUUUAGAAAAUUAAAAGGAGGAAUUAUUCAAAAAUUAAAAAAUAUUGGAUUUAAAACAUGGCGUUCAUUUGUUUUUAAUAUAGAAUUUGAUAUUUUUAAGGAUUAUGAUAUUGGAUAUCCGGGAUUUGAAUAUUAUGGAAUAUAUGAUAAUUAUCAUUUCAUAAUUAAAGAUGAGC